Messenger RNA from Arthroderma uncinatum, 3474 nucleotides. RefSeq names its product PAP/25A associated domain family protein. NCBI's taxonomy places the organism in Eukaryota, Fungi, Ascomycota, Eurotiomycetes, Onygenales, Arthrodermataceae. The transcript is spliced from 4 exons. Gene Ontology annotation, biological process: RNA 3'-end processing. Bases 1 to 3474 code for a protein of 1157 amino acids. Gene Ontology annotation, molecular function: nucleotidyltransferase activity. The record is from RefSeq and is a predicted model, not a curated record.
AUGGGAGCAGGCGUCAAUGGGAAUGUCGCAUCUUCACACAGCAAGGGUGACGUCUCCCCGAUAGCGUCAGAUAGAUCUCCCACCAUGGCCUGGGCCGUACCAACCGAGAUCCCUUACCACCUCCCCUUCCGACCAACCCUCUCCACCCAGCAGUCGAGCUCCCUGCCAUCCACACCCUACCAGCUACCUCGUGACCUGCCCUUUCGAUCGAGAUCACCCUCUCCUCACCGUGGCAGUAUAUCUCCGCGGUCCGCGCAUUCGGAGUUCAAUCAUACCCUGCCCGCCGUCCGGAAAGAAUAUGGCGGGGGCUGCAAAUAUGAGACGGGCAUGGCCCAUUUUCGAAGAAGGAUGCCGUACUCGCUCGGCAGUGAUAUGCUGCCAGAUGAGUCUGGCCCGCUAAAGGAGAGUCUAGAGCCUGAAAAGGAAGUGAGGCUGAGUGAGGACAUCAAGAAGCUAUAUGAGAAGCUAUUACCUUCUACGGAGAGCGAACAGAGGAGAGCUCAGUUUGUACAGAAACUAGAGAAGCUGCUGGAUACACGAUGGCCGGGCAACGAGAUCAAAGUUAAGGUUUUUGGGUCUUCGGGGAAUAAACUCUGCACGAGCGCAUCAGAUGUCGAUAUCUGCAUAACGACACCCUCCAAAUGCUUCGAGCCAGUGUGUGUAUUAGCCGACUUUCUGGCCAAGAGUGGGAUGGAACGGGUGGUCUGUGUAUCGCACGCAAAGGUCCCGAUUGUCAAAAUAUGGGAUCCGGAGCUGCAGGUAGCGUGUGAUAUGAAUGUCAACAAUACGCUGGCACUCGAAAAUACGCGAAUGAUCAAGACUUAUGUUGAGCUAGAUGACCGAAUCCGGCCGUUGGCCAUGCUAGUAAAGCAUUGGACCAAACGGCGCAUCUUGAAUGAUGCCGCACUUGGAGGUACACUGAGCUCGUAUACCUGGAUUUGCCUUAUUAUCAACUUCUUACAAACAAGAACGCCACCCAUUGUCCCGAGCCUUCAGAAGCGAGUUGCUACAUCUGAAGGGUCGACAGAUGGCGCUUCCAUCACCUCCACAACCUCCUCCACCUCAUAUACUUCGUUCGAUGAUGACGUUGAAAAGUUCAGCAGUUUUGGUGACGAAAACAAAUCAACAUUAGGCGAGCUACUAUUUCAGUUCUUCCGGUAUUAUGCGUACGAGGUGGACUAUGAGAAAAGUGUCAUGUCGGUCCGCCACGCGAAAUUAAUAUCCAAGGAAGAGAAAGGUUGGCACCUGCUACAAAAUAAUCGCCUGUGCGUGGAAGAACCGUUCAAUACGUCGAGAAAUUUGGGCAAUACCGCAGAUGACACGUCGUUCCGUGGCCUCCACCAGGAGCUGAGAAGAGCGUUUAAGGCCAUUGCUGAAGGAAAAUUGGAUGAAUGUUGCGAACAGUAUGAAUAUCCACCUGAGGAAGAACGAGUCUGGGAGCGCCCAGCGCCACAGCCGCGACCGGUUCUCACGCCUAUGCCACCGAUCCAUUCGCGCGGAGGUAGAGGUGGAGGAAGAGGGGGGAGGAAUCAGAAUCACUAUAACCGUGGAUCAAACGGGGGACGACGUGCGUCCAGUGCUGCAAACCGGUCGAAUAUGCCCAGACAGCCAAACGCAGCCUUUGCUGCAGAAAUUGCUUUGCAGGCCCAACACGCACAACAUGCUCAGUAUCUACUGCACGACCAUCUCUAUCAGCAAAUACAGAUUCUCCAGGCCCAGGAACAAGAGCUACGCAUGAAACAGGCGAUAAUAAGUAGUCGCGGUAACUCGUCAAUGAUGCGCCAACAGUACAUCCAAAUUCCCAUCCCCCCACAACAAGAAAACGGUUCGCCGGACGAAAAUUCUCAAAGUCGGGCAAACAUGCACAACCAAGGCCCGCUCACAGCUCCUGUUCGGCAAAACGUAUUCUUUAACCCUUCCUUUGUUGCUCCUGUAAAUGUCCCUCCGCCGCAACCUCCAUCGAAUACCACAAACCCUCCAUCCCCGUCGUUACCCAACGCUACGCCAGAUCAUCGUCGAAAUCACCGCCGCUCAUCUGUCGCCAAUAGCUCUCCACGAAGCAGUCUACGGGCCCAGUCCCAGCCUGCCCGGCCAAUAUCGUCCUGUGUGCCGAACAACUUUAGCACCUUUUAUGCGACAGCCAUGGGCCAACCUGAGUCACCGUAUGUUCAAAAUGUACGCCAGCCACCUGACUCGCCUCAGCGGACCCCGACAGAAAAGGAUUAUGGCUUCCCAGGUACGGGAUCAUUUUACUUGAAAACAGGUCAGGUUGAAGAAACCGGUGUCUCGCCAGACUAUAUCAGCUAUUAUGUCGGGGAUUCGCCCCAGGCCCAGGGUAUAUAUGGUCGUCGUUCUAUGGCAUCAUCAUACCCAGGCCAUUCCGGACUUGCAAUUCGCAGCAGCGGACUAUGUAACAUAUUUUAUACCUCGCCCGAGUUCCGACCUUGUCCAAUGCCAACCCUAGAGCAAUCAGACAUACCCCUGGAGCAAGAAGAAAACAUGAAUACAAAUGGUCGAUACUACCAACCACCACAGCAGCAGCAACAGCAGCCCACACGACCGAAAACGCUAUCUGAUCAUGGGCCACUGAUCAUUGAUGGCUCGCUCCCUGCGAACGACUACCGCCGACAAUCCGCGCAGGACGACCACAGCGACCAGUUUUUCACCCCGCAGCAUUCUUCCACCCAUAGCCAACGGACUUCUCGACAAGAUACGCCGAAUAAUGGAUCCAACGAACCAUCGCCGUCCGACCAAUUGGUCUAUGAAGAGGCUGAAUCCGUUUUCAACACACCACACCAGGAAGUUCAACAACAUCAUCCGCAGAUCAACGGGUGGGCCCAAAAUAUUCGAACAAGCAAUAAGCCGGCCAUCAACGGACAUAUAGGUAGAUUAGAAACGCUCUCUGAACAGCUGCAGCGUUUUCAGCUCUCUGAGCCAGUGUACCCGCCGAACGUCGACCCGUCCCUUCUCAUCAAUGAGAAUGGCAUUAACAGCCAUGAUCACCACCUUGUCAAUGGGAAUGGAAAUGGAAACGGAAACGCAACGCACCACGCUCCAGCACAACCGCACCCAACUACCACCGUAUCUUCAAAAGGCAUGCCAGCAAAGGAGCCCCGCAUCACAUCUCCAACGAUAAAACGCCGUGGGAAUGGUACUGACUCUGAGCACCAUGUGAACGGCGUGUCACAGAAACAAAGGCCGAAAUGGCAUUCCGUCAGCAGUAUACAUUCGACAUCUGUGCCAAAUAUUGCUGAAGGCAGAGACGCCCAGAAGCCAAAUGGCGUGCAUGCUACCACGAAGCCAAUCUCCAACGGUAUCGGGGGUGGACACGGGCAUAGCCACGAGAACACGACUAAUACCGGCGGUGGCUGGCAGACAACGACGGUGAAAAAGAAGAACAAGAAAGGAGCAAAUAAAUCCGUGACUGGCGCGGAGCCGCUUCCUGCAGACGAGUCGCUGAGGAAAGGAGGAUGA